Messenger RNA from Fonsecaea multimorphosa CBS 102226, 1368 nucleotides. RefSeq lists its product as uncharacterized. Gene Ontology annotation, cellular component: nucleus. Gene Ontology annotation, molecular function: deSUMOylase activity. The transcript has a single exon. The record is from RefSeq and is a predicted model, not a curated record. Bases 1 to 1368 code for a protein of 455 amino acids. NCBI's taxonomy places the organism in Eukaryota, Fungi, Ascomycota, Eurotiomycetes, Chaetothyriales, Herpotrichiellaceae. Gene Ontology annotation, biological process: protein desumoylation.
AUGUCUUCUUUCUUCGAUGGAACACCGCCUCCAAACCUAGAACAGGAAGCUCAAGUCUUCGGAGUGAUCAUCUCAGGAGGUGGAUCCCCAAUGCCAGGUUCCUACCCUCAUGCCGAGAGCGAAACACUUGCAGAGAUAUUGCCACCCAGCGUCAUCGCUGCACCAGAACAAACAACCACUGAAGCCUCAAACGGGAAAGAACUUGCCGAGUCAGAAACCAAGGACGAAGCGAACGACGACCUUACCUCUACCACAGCAGAAGUGACAGACGAGAUGACUGAAAAUGCUCUUGGCCUGGCCAACCAAGAACUUUUUGCAGAAGCAAACGAUGUCACAAAAGGAGUGGAGUCCGACGUCGCGUUGCAGGAACCCGACAUUUCCCAGACAGAAUCACCGAAGACACCUGAACGUGCCAACCCACAAAAACCAAAAGUCGCAAGUCCGAUUGACCUAACUGAGGACAAAGAUACCAGCGAGUCUAGCUCAUCAGCUACAUCUGCUCCUCAAACUCCUGUCAAGCAACUCGCACAACUCAGGCUGGAUGAUGAAGUAUUUACACCAGAUCAGCCGACCCCCAAGGCGACACCACACUCAUCCGAGAAAGUACAGAGAGUCACGCGCGCAGAGUCCAAGAGACUCGCGAUCCUUGAAGAGAAGACUCACUACGAAAUUGUCCCGCUCGCAGAAGAAUGGGAAACGAAGAUCCAGACCGCCCUUCGUCACGGCCACGGCGCUUUCAAAGCCACAGAUUUUACCCGCGUCGUCCCUCUGAACGGACAGUCUACCCGCGGCACCGGUCAAUGGCUCAAUGACGAAGUUAUCAAUGGAUACCUGAACCUCGUUGUCGCCCACGGAAGACAGAACGAUCGUCCCACGCAAGUCCCUACACACCAUGCCUUCGUGUCCUUCUUCUUCAACAACCUCGAAAGCCGCGGCUAUGAUAGUGUCAAGCGAUGGGCUUCACGAGCAAAGAUUGGGGGCAAGAACCUCCUUGAGACAGAAGCGGUGUUCAUCCCAGUCAACAGCGGCGCUCAUUGGACGCUUUGUGUCGUGUCAGGCAAGAACCGCACGAUCGCACAUUACAACAGCCUGAGAGGGAACGGAAGACGAUACAUCAAUACCGUCAAGACAUGGGUUGCUGCAGAAUUGGGGUCUGCAUUCAAGGAGUCCGAAUGGACCUUUAUCGACGCAGGAGAGAGCCCCCAGCAAACCAACAUGGACGAUUGUGGGGUGUUUACGAUCACGAGCGCGAGGCAGAUCAUGUUGGGGCUUACGCCCAUGUCGUACAGCCCCGACAUGAUCCCCUUGCAGAGAAGGAGGAUUGUGGCGGAGCUUGUGAAUGGGGCGCUCUUGAAGAGCAGUUUGUAA